Molecule: messenger RNA, 4976 nt
Organism: Monodelphis domestica (gray short-tailed opossum)
Lineage: Eukaryota; Metazoa; Chordata; Mammalia; Didelphimorphia; Didelphidae
Gene: LRRFIP1
Product: LRR binding FLII interacting protein 1
Biological process (GO): regulation of transcription by RNA polymerase II
Molecular function (GO): DNA-binding transcription factor activity, RNA polymerase II-specific; RNA polymerase II cis-regulatory region sequence-specific DNA binding
Source: RefSeq, a predicted model, not a curated record
UGGGGGCGAGCUGGGAGCCCCAGGCCUGCCGCCAGCUGCCCGCCUGCCCUCCAGCACCUUCCCGGCCAGCCCCCCGCCUGCUGACUCAGAAGGGAGCCGGGCUGCCGAGGGCGGAGCCAGGGCCGGCUCUGCCUGCCUUUCCUGUGGGGCUGAAGUAGGGUGGGGGCCGCCCAUCGGCCAACGGAAAGUUCCUCCGGGCCGCCUGAGUGAGCGGGAGCCUGCCGGAGCUGAGCCUGUGGGGGGACGCGCUGCACCCCCGGGGGGACCCUGCGGAUCACCUGCGUUGGGCUCACUUCCUGGCCACGCCCCAGGUGAUCGGAGCCGCUCUUGGGCUUGGGACUGCCGGGAAUCAUGGCAGCCUCCUCUCCCUGAGCGCCCUCCGCCGCCGCCGCCGCCGCCGCUUGGAUUUCUCCCUUCUGCCAAGGAGCGAGGCUUUUCCCCUUGGUUGGCUUGGCGCGGAUGGAGGGCCCCGCGGGCGCCGCUGCCAGGGCCCUGGCCGCAUGAGAAGCCCGGGCUCCGAGACUGCCCAGUGCCCUGCCGCCGCCGCCGCCGCCGCCCGCCCUGGUGAAGCCCGGGCUUGGAGAGACCCCGGAGGACCGAGCCCGCAGCCAUGCAGAAGAAAGAGAUCGACUGUUUGAGCCCCGAAGCUCAGAAACUGGCUGAAGCCCGACUUGCCGCCAAGAGAGCCGCCCGGGCCGAGGCUCGAGAGAUCCGCAUGAAGGAGCUGGAGAGACAGCAGAAGGAGAUCUAUCAGGUUCAGAAGAAAUAUUAUGGGCUGGAUGCCAAAUGGGGUGACAUCGAACAAUGGAUGGAAGACAGCGAGCGAUUCUCUCAUAGAUUCCGAAGAAAUCCAUCGGCUUCUGAUGAAGAUGAGCGCAUGUCAGUGGGUAGUCGCGGAAGCCUGAGGUCCCAGGCCGAGCUGGACUAUGCCGGUGCCUACUCUGCGCAGACAAACGGUCACGAUGGAGACGCGUACGGAGGCUCGCCCCUGAGUAGGAAACCUAGCAGGGGUUCCAGACCGAGCCAUGAAAGCAAACUGUCCACCCGCUUGUCAUCCAGGGAGGAGAAGUUGGGCUCCUACUACUCGGACCUCGGGCUCUCCUGCAGCAGCCUUCCCUCCAGACCCUCAUCGGCUUCCCAGAACGGAGCUCGGCCUUCCUUUCUGUUCCGCGAUGCUCAGGCUGCCCGGUGGCGCAGGGCCUCAGCGUACGAGGAGAGCGUGUACGGCGGGAGCCGGAGAUUCAGCGCCUCCAGCUCGCUUCCCCCCUCCGAGUACAGCGGCUACCUGGGUUCCGGAUCUCGGGCUUCCUCCAGGGCCAGCUCCGCUCGGGCAAGUCCAGUGGUUGAAGAGCGGCCAGAAAAGGACUUUACGGAGAAGGGCUCUCGCAACAUGCCCAGCUUAUCCGCAGCCACGCUGGCCUCUCUGGGAGGAACCUCCUCGCGGAGGGGCAGCGGAGACACAUCCAUCUCUGUGGACACCGAGGCCUCCAUCAGGGAAAUCAAGGAGAUCAAUGAGUUGAAGGACCAGAUUCAGGAUGUAGAAGGCAAAUACAUGCAGGGCCUGAAAGAAAUGAAGGACUCCCUGGCAGAGGUCGAAGAGAAGUACAAGAAGGCCAUGGUCUCCAAUGCCCAGCUGGACAACGAGAAGACGAACUUCAUGUACCAGGUUGACACCCUCAAAGACGCCUUGCUGGAACUGGAAGAACAACUGGCUGAAUCUCGAAGACAGUAUGAGGAGAAGAACAAGGAAUUCGAAAGGCAGAAACAUGCCCACAGCGUGCUGCAGUUCCAGUUUGCCGAAGCCAAAGAGGCCUUAAAGCAGAGAGAGGAGAUGCUGGCGGAAAUCCGGCAGCUCCAGCAGAAACAGGACACUUAUGUCAGGGAGGUUUCCGACCUUCAGGAAACCAUAGAGUGGAAAGACAAAAAGAUAGGGGCCUUAGAGAGGCAGAAAGAGUACUUGGAUUCCGUGCGGAGUGAGCGCGACGACCUCCGGGCCGAGGCGAUGCUGCUGAAGGAGGAGCUGAAGAAACAUGGAAUAAUCCUGAAUUCUGAAGUAACCACUAAUGGAGAGCCUCUAGACAAUAGAAGUAACAUGAGCCACCUGGGCUCUCCCAAAGUAUCCCAAGAGGAGACAAAUGCCCUGAAGUCGUCCAGCGAUGGGACGCUAGGAAGAGUCAAGGAAGUGAAGGUGGCAAGUGAGAAUGUGGACAAAGUGGGGGAAAGCGCGGUCUUGCAGAAUCCUGAGCGUGAGCAGCCCCGAGCGGAUUCUGCAGAGGCAGGUGUGGACACAAAGGCCUCGCCUCCCGAUGGCAGUGCAGAGGCAGAAACCCCCCCGCCAGACAAUGCCACGGUGCCAGAAACGUUAGCCAAGGACUCGGGGCAGGAACUGCUUCCGACCCGUGUGCCAGAGACUUAUUCGGUCCCUGGAAAUAACAAGCAGCAGGUUGGAGACCGAACAAGGGCCGAACCUUCCCAUUUCCCAGAUGCUAGUGUAGAACCCAGUCACCAUGAUACGGAUCAGAAUCAGGACACUGCAGGGAGCCCUCAAUGUCCAGGUGAUGUGAUUAUCCAGGAUGGAUGCAGCUCCUUAGACGCUCAAAACGAAAAGAAAGAAUUACUAGAAAAACAGAAAGAGGGAAAACCAGAGGGAGAGAGUAGCGGGAAAUUAGUUCAGGAAACUGAUCCCUUGGGGACAUCAAGUACUGAAAGAAUAGGCACAGUAAUGGAGGGAGCAAAUGAAAAUCAUUCAGAAAGCUUGUUUGAAGGGACGGAGGCCAGAGUCAAGAAGCACUUAGACACAAAUGCAGGCAGAGAAGGGUCUAAAGAGGGAGCAGUUAGUUCCAAUAAAAAAUGUACAAAUCUCACCAAAGGGGACCAAAAGGAGGAGGAAGAAACACCGGGAAUCAGUAAAGGAGAAAAGGAAGAAAAUGAGUCCACAAAGGAGGAACUAAUGCAGACAAUUCCAUCAUCUCCCAAACUCAAGAGUGGUCAGCCUGAAAAAACCGGGACAGUCCCGACUGGGGAAGUCGAAUGCUCCGAUCCCAAUGUGCCUGCUGCAGGAAGAGAUGACCAGAAAGGGGAGGUGUGUGAAACCUCAUCCAAAAAGUCAAAGAACAAGAAGAGAAAAAACAAGAAGAAAAAAUCUCCCCCUGUAGGCUCCCCCGAAGAUGUUAAGAAAGAGCUGGUCUUCCAGAACACAGAGGAGGAUGAGGAGGAGGAAGUCAAGAAUCCAGCCAAGGACGCCUUUGGGGAGGUGGCCCACAAUGAAAAGCAGGAGGCGAGGGCCGAUCUCGAUGAAUAUGUGGAUUGUCCAGAGGGAGCCAACGCCGACUCAGAUGACAAACCCAAUCUGGAGGUUGAUAAAGUGAAGAAGCUUAAAGAAGCAGUCGGUGAUGACCACGCAGCUGAGCUUGGCAGAGAUACAACCCAUCUUUGGGGAGCUGAUGGCAAGGGAGAAUUCAGUUCCUCGGUGGUCGCCAAAGCAGAAAGCCUAGAAGACGACUCCAUCUCGAGUGAUGAUCCUUCCAAGAAAGCAACUGAGCAAAACCAGACAUACGAACUGGAGAAUGAAGGCUCAUCGGGCAGCAGGCCAGAAAACAACAUUGAAGUGUUGGUCCCCAAGGAUAGUUCUCACGCCGAGAUGGAGGAAAGCUGCUCACAGUCAGAUGAGCAGACAGAGACAGCUGAGGAAGUAGUAGAAAGCAGUAGCCUAGAAAGUGAUGAGCUGGAAGACCCACUGGGCAGUGGCAAAGAAGAUGCCCAAGGUAGGACCAGCAAGGGGAAAGAUAAAAAUAAAGAAGAGUGCACCCUGUCCUGAGUCGAGGAACGAGGCUACCCACAGCCUGGAAGCUUUCUGAGCUGUUUUAGUGGAAAGAAAACUAGGAGAGAGAAAAGCACUUCUGAGAGAAUGUCGUAUUAUAGGAAAACUUGAGGGGUGGUGACAACCCUGCAGUCUAGGUUGGUCUGUUUGUCAGUACGAUGUGGCAAUCAGUGACAAAGUCAUUCAUUCCCUCCUCACAAUCACUGGGAUCUCUGUAGAUAUGGAUUUGCGAUCAGUCCUGUGUUUCAUCUAGACUUUUAAGGAGGGCUCCGGGAAAGGCAUGACCAGAGAACCAGCCAUUCAGUGUCCUCCAUUUCUGCCCCCAGUCUGUGGGCUCCUGAGGCUGUGCUUGCCUGGCCUGGUGCCAUUUCACUCUACAGACCAAACCGACCUUCUUCCUGGAAUGAACCAAUUCUCCCUUGGUUUGUUCCUGAUUCCCGUGCCGGCUGUCCUUCCUGGGAUAUCUAUUUGAAUGGGCACAUUGUAACCGGUAAGGCAGAGGAUCGAAGCCUGUCAGCUGCCCCAGUGAUUUUUUAGCUUACCAAGUUUAUGCCUUAAGAAGACAAAAAUCCAUCCAGAUCCUGAAGCUCUGAUGCCUUCAGAUUACCCUCGUGCCUUCCUAGAUCAAGCCUUGGGGCCAUGUUACCAACCAUUCCUUGAGAUAUAUAGAAUUUCAUCUUAUGUGCACGCUGCCUAUAUGAUCUGUUUUAUAUACAAAGUAUUUAAAUGGGUUUUUCCCUCAAGUGUUUAAAUUCAUUUCCUGUCACUUCUAAGUUUUAGCAAGAGCAUACAUGAAACGAUAGCUUACUUUGGCGAGCCCUCCUCCAGCAUGUAACCUUCAUUAACAAGCGCUGUACCAAAAGUUGUAACAUGAACGUGCUGUAGGCCAUCGACUGCUCCUGCCCUGGCACGCCAGCCUUGCUGGUGUUCCGGAUUCGCCCCUGUGUGUUUGCUGCAUAAUGAAGUCUUUUAAAUGUUUUUAAAUAUGAAAAUCAGUGUAUUCCUAUGUGAAUGUCAUUGCCAUUUAUCUGGACAUGUUAUGCGGUUUUUAUAGCUGUUACAGAAUCAUUGACUACCACCAGUUUAUUAAGCUGUGGAGGUGUAUGUCAUAAAUGUUUGUAUAGAACUGAAAUAAAGGCAUUUUAUAAUUUUAAAA